Molecule: messenger RNA, 5113 nt
Organism: Myripristis murdjan (pinecone soldierfish)
Lineage: Eukaryota; Metazoa; Chordata; Actinopteri; Holocentriformes; Holocentridae
Gene: smc3
Product: structural maintenance of chromosomes 3
Exons: 29
Coding region: 167-3820 (1217 amino acids)
Biological process (GO): chromosome organization
Cellular component (GO): chromosome
Molecular function (GO): ATP binding; ATP hydrolysis activity; protein binding
Source: RefSeq, a predicted model, not a curated record
CAUUUUCCAUGUUAUUCUGCUUUGCCGGAGCAAUUCACCGAUUUUGGAUGCUGUCAUUUUGGUAAAUUUCGCAAUUUUGGAUUACUAAAUUCCCAUCUUCUCAAAUUGAGAGGAAGAGGGGGUUUAUCUCCAACUUCGGCUGAGGAAAGUGCCUGCCUAAACAACCAUGUACAUCAAACAGGUCAUCAUCCAGGGGUUUCGAAGUUAUAGGGACCAAACGGUGGUGGACCCGUUCAGCCCCAAGCACAAUGUCAUCGUUGGAAGAAAUGGAUCAGGAAAAAGUAACUUUUUCUAUGCCAUUCAGUUUGUGCUCAGUGAUGAGUUCAGUCACCUGCGACCUGAACAGCGUCUGGCCUUGCUCCAUGAGGGAACUGGUCCUCGUGUCAUCUCAGCUUUUGUUGAGAUCAUAUUUGACAACUCUGACAACCGGCUGCCGAUUGACAAAGAGGAAGUCUCCCUCCGUCGUGUUAUCGGUGCCAAGAAAGACCAAUACUUCUUAGACAAGAAGAUGGUGACUAAGAAUGACGUCAUGAACCUCCUGGAAAGCGCUGGCUUCUCCCGCAGUAACCCAUACUACAUCGUCAAGCAGGGAAAGAUCAACCAAAUGGCCACAGCACCUGACUCCCAGCGUCUGAAGCUGCUCAGAGAGGUGGCUGGGACCAGGGUUUAUGAUGAGCGCAAAGAGGAGAGUAUCUCUCUCAUGAAGGAGACAGAGGGGAAGCGAGAGAAGAUCAACGAGCUACUGAAGUACAUUGAGGAGCGCCUGCACACCCUGGAGGAUGAAAAGGAAGAGCUGGCUCAGUACCAGAAGUGGGACAAGAUGAGGAGGGCACUGGAGUACACCAUUUACAAUCAGGAGCUAAACGAGACGCGUGCCAAACUGGAUGAGUUGUCGUCUAAGAGAGAGACCUGUGGAGACAAAUCCAGACAGCUACGUGACGCUCAGCAAGACGCCAGAGACAAAGUGGAGGAGACAGAGCGCGUUGUGCGCGAGCUGAAGUCUAAGAUCUCUGCUAUGAAGGAAGAGAGGGAGCAGCUGUCGGCCGAGCGCCAGGAGCAGAUCAAGCAGAGGACCAAGCUGGAGCUGAAGGCCAAAGACCUGCAGGACGAGCUGGCAGGCAACAGCGAGCAGAGGAAACGUCUGCUUAAGGAGCGUCAGAAGCUGCUGGAGAAAAUCGAGGAGAAGCAGAAGGAGCUGCAGGAGACGGAGCCCAAAUUCAACAUGGUGAAGGAAAAAGAGGAGCGGGGCAUCGCCAGACUGGCCCAGGCCACACAGGAGAGAACAGACCUGUAUGCCAAGCAGGGCCGUGGCAGCCAGUUCACUUCUAAGGAGGAGAGGGACAAGUGGAUCAAGAAGGAACUCAAGUCCCUGGACCAGGCCAUCAAUGACAAGAAGAGGCAGAUUGCAGCCAUCCACAAAGACCUGGAGGACACGGAGACGAACAAGGAGAAGAACCUGGAGCAGUACAACAAACUCGAUCAAGAUCUGAAUGAGGUGAAGACCCGCGUUGAGGAGCUGGACAAGAAAUACUAUGAAGUGAAGAACAAGAAAGAUGAGCUGCAGAGCGAACGAAACUACCUGUGGCGUGAGGAGAACGCAGAGCAACAGGCGCUGGCAGCUAAACGAGAGGACCUGGAGAAAAAACAACAGCUCCUUCGCGCUGCCACCGGCAAGGCCAUCCUAAACGGCAUUGACAGUAUCAACAAAGUCCUGGAGCAUUUCCGUCGCAAGGGCAUCAACCAGCAUGUCAUCAACGGUUACCACGGUAUCGUCAUGAACAACUUUGAGUGUGAGCCGGCCUUUUACACCUGUGUGGAGGUGACUGCUGGUACCAGGCUGUUCUACCACAUUGUGGAGACUGAUGAAGUGAGCACCAAGAUCCUGAUGGAGUUCAACAAAAUGAACCUGCCUGGAGAGGUUACCUUCCUGCCCCUCAGCAAACUGGAUGUCAGGGACACUGCCUACCCAGAAACCAAUGAUGCCAUCCCCAUGAUCAGCAAGCUACGCUACAGCCCCAACUUUGAUAAGGCCUUCAAGCAUGUGUUCGGGAAGACUCUGAUCUGCCGCAGCAUGGAGGUUUCCACUCAACUGGCCAGGGCAUUCACUAUGGACUGUAUAACUCUGGAGGGUGACCAGGUGAGCCACCGUGGUGCGCUGACAGGAGGCUACUAUGAUACCAGGAAGUCUCGCCUGGAGCUCCAGAAGGACAUGAAGAAGGCUGAGGAGGAGCUGGGAGAGCUGGAGGCCAAGCUCAAUGAGAACUUGCGUAGAAACAUUGAACGUAUCAACAAUGAGAUUGACCAGCUAAUGAACCAGAUGCAGCAGAUCGAAACACAGCAGAGAAAGUUUAAGGCGUCCCGAGACAGUAUUCUGUCGGAGAUGAAGAUGCUCAAAGAGAAGAGGCAGCAGUCAGAGAAGACCUUUAUGCCCAAGCAACGCAGUCUCCAGAGUCUGGAGGCCAGCCUUCAUGCCAUGGAGUCCACCAGGGAGUCACUGAAGGCUGAGCUGGGCACCGACCUGCUUUCUCAGCUUAGCCUGGAGGACCAGAGGCGCGUCGACGACCUCAAUGAUGAGAUCCGACAGCUCCAGCAGGACAACAGACAGCUGCUGAAUGAGAGGAUCAAACUGGAGGGCAUCAUGACAAGAGUGGAGACCUACCUCAAUGAAAACUUGCGGAAGCGCCUUGACCAAGUGGAGCAGGAGCUCAAUGAACUGCGAGAGACCGAAGGAGGCACAGUACUCACAGCCACAACCUCUGAACUGGACGGCAUAAACAAACGUGUCAAAGACACCCUUGCACGAUCAGAAGAUCUGGACAGUCUGAUCGACAAGACAGAGGCGGAAAUCAAAGACCACCUGAAGAGCAUGGAUCGCUGGAAGACCAUCGAGAAGGAGCAGAACGACGCCAUCAACCACGAUACCAAGGAGCUAGAGAAGAUGACCAACAGACAAGGAAUGCUGCUCAAGAAGAAAGAGGAGUGCAUGAAGAAGAUCAGAGAGCUGGGCUCCCUGCCUCAGGAGGCUUUUGAGAAGUACCAGACUCUCACGCUCAAACAGUUGUUCCGUAAGUUGGAACAGUGCAACACAGAGUUGAAGAAGUACAGUCAUGUCAACAAGAAGGCCCUGGACCAGUUUGUCAACUUUUCUGAGCAGAAAGAGAAGCUAAUCAAGCGGCAGGAUGAGCUGGACCGCGGCUACAAAUCCAUCAUGGAGCUGAUGAACGUACUGGAGCUGCGCAAGUAUGAGGCCAUCCAACUCACCUUCAAACAGGUGUCCAAGAACUUCAGUGAGGUUUUCCAGAAGCUUGUGCCAGGAGGCAAGGCAACGUUGGUGAUGAAGAAGGGCGAUGCCGAGGGCAGCCAGUCCCAAGACGAGAGUGAGGGCGGCGCUGACAGUGAGAGGGGCUCUGGCUCACAGAGCAGUGUUCCCUCUGUGGACCAGUUCACUGGAGUCGGCAUCAGGGUGUCGUUCACUGGGAAACAGGGGGAGAUGAGAGAGAUGCAGCAGCUGUCUGGAGGUCAGAAGUCUUUGGUGGCCCUGGCCCUCAUCUUUGCCAUCCAGAAAUGUGACCCAGCCCCAUUCUACCUGUUUGAUGAGAUUGACCAGGCUCUGGAUGCCCAACACAGGAAGGCUGUCUCAGACAUGAUUGUUGAGCUGGCAGGCCACGCUCAGUUCAUCACUACCACCUUCAGACCUGAGCUGCUUGAAUCAGCUGACAAGUUUUAUGGCGUCAAGUUCAGAAAUAAGGUGAGCCACAUCGAUGUGAUCUCAGCGGAGCAAGCCAAAGACUUUGUGGAGGAUGACACCACCCAUGGUUAACAUGUGUCUGUGCUUCAUGGCCCUGUUCUCCCCUCCACAGUACACUGUGUAGCUCCAAGCCUGCAAACACUUCUCUCAAGUUGGUCAUUUCAGUGAAUAAGUUGUUUAGACACAGUCCGACCACCAGCCUUUCUUAAUGCCUGUUAAGCAUUGUGAAAUUACAUCCAAGUAUUUAAAGCGCAACAUUGUUAACACCAAGUCGAGCCAGUAAAAAUCCAAGUUGUUGCGGGGUGGGUGUGGGGGUGGUGGCGCUUUCUAGCCAUGUCAUGCCUCUCAUUGUGUGUAUCCAUAGCGUUGGACCUGAAAACUAUUAGAAGUGUAGAUUCUUGUACAUUUGAUACCUUUUCCUCGUCUGUUUCAAAAGAAAAAAAGUCCAGAUCAGGGAAAGCCUAAUCUGUUUUUGUUGUGUGGGGUACAUUUUUAUAAUAAAGGAUCAAAAAGGUUUUUAUCUGAGUUUGAUUAAGCUGUCAUUUGAAACAAAAGGUGUAAGAAAAGCUCUUAAAGGUAAUGAAUGUUCAGAACUUUUGCAGUAAGCACAUGAUCCAGUUUCUUUUUCUUUUUGCUGUUAGAGAGCUAAUGCUGUCUUUACUGCAUCCAAUUCGAAUUGUCAUUGAAUUUUUGAUAUGGUUUCAAUAACAAUUGCGACAUUUUAAGCUUAAAGCUGAGUUAGGUUCGGGGGGGUGGGGGUAACCCAAGGUGUACUUGUCAUUUUUUGGUUGCCACCCUUGAAAAACAACUUACUUCAUCUGAGUGAUUGUUCACUUUGAGAUUCAAUUUCCUGUUUCCUGAAAUUCCGAUGUAUACUCUUUUAUACUUAUUAUAAUACAAAGUUCACUUGUCUCUCAUAACCAGACAUAUGGUUUUAAAAUUUUGAAAGUUUGCUGUUCUUUUUGUUACUGUACUGUGUUAUUUUCUGUUUUAGGUCAUUUGAAUAUGUGAAAGGUUUCAUUCCAAAACCGUGUGUAGCCAAUUGGGAAAUAGAUGAAGCUCCCUGGACUUGAUCAGUCAUUGUUUUAAAAAUGCAGAUGAUCCAAUGAUCCAAAACAUGAAUUUUUGUGUCUUCAGAUGACUCAUAACUUAAAUAGUAAGUGAUGUGCUCUCUGUCAUGCUAGCAAUCAUUUUGUAAGAUGAUGAUUUUUUUUUUUAUUGCUUUCCAGAUGGUAGAUUUUUUUUUUUUUUUUGGAAUGAGACUCUUCAUAUAUUAUAACAUUUUUUAGUUUCACACUGCUUUUGAAAUGUUUUUGCUCCUUGUUAAGCAUUAGGAAACAAAAAUAAAAAUAAUUAUUAACUGUU